This is a messenger RNA of Chenopodium quinoa (quinoa), 1413 nucleotides long. Its product is annotated as protein PHLOEM PROTEIN 2-LIKE A1-like. Bases 156 to 707 code for a protein of 183 amino acids. The transcript is spliced from 3 exons. The record is from RefSeq and is a predicted model, not a curated record. NCBI's taxonomy places the organism in Eukaryota, Viridiplantae, Streptophyta, Magnoliopsida, Caryophyllales, Amaranthaceae.
CCACAAUAAAUUCAAAUGGCCGAAAACUAAACAAACAAACAAGAACCUUAUUACCAAUAUAUAAAUACGCAUAUAAACUAGACCGUAAACGCCAAUUGAAUUACAGAUCAUACUUCAUUAUUCUACCAUACACAAAAAAAAAAUUGAAGGUAAAAAUGGGAAAUGUUAUGACUGAAUUAGAGAGAAACUCAAGACAGCAGUCAAGUCGACCCGUGUUUCGUGUAGCAGAACCUAGCAAACACAAUCAUACGCCUGUUAGAUAUAAGAGCCGUCCAUCUGAGUCUACAUGGGAUGCCAUUAUCAAAGAUAACAAUUCUAUCAAAUCAGCUCCCGAUCAGCAGCAAAAAAUUAAUGAGAUAUUGAGUAAAGGAGUGUAUUGGGAUAGCAGAAAAAAGAAAUAUUGGGUGGACAGCAAUGGAAACAACUGCUUCAUGGUGUUUGCCAAUGGUCUCAAGAUAACUUGGUCUGAUAACCCAAAUUAUUGGUACUUACAGAAAAAGAGUGAACUUGGCGACGACAACAUAACCAUAGCCCAACUAAGGAAUGUUGCCUGGCUAGAAGUGUAUGGAACAUUCAACACAGCAGACCUUACACGAGGAGUUAAGUACGAAGUUUGUUUUAUAGUGAAGCUCGAACGCACUUCGUAUGGCUGGGAAGUCCCUGUGAACUUCCAGCUCACUCUACCUGAUGACAUGGUACUUAUUUAGAUUAAAAAAUUUAGAUUUGAAUAUCAAUCUGCUAGGUACUUAUUUCAGAUGAAUAGAACAAAUCAUAAACAAGUACCAAUUUGGAAUAAUGACAGGGAAGAGGAUAGGUAUACAACUAGAACAAUGUGAUCAUACCCAUGAUAGUUGGUUGAAGUGCUAAUUUUGUCAUACAUAAUCAACCAAAAAUCAAGCUAGAAUUAGAAAGUCAUCUUUAUUUCAGAUAAUGAGAACAAAUCACGACUUAUUUGUUAGGAUAUGGAUACAAACAACUAAAACAAUACUCCGUAAUUUGUGUACGACGGAGAAUGAAGAACAAUUAACACCCAACUCCAACAGCUUCAAGCCUUCCGAGCAAGACGAAUAUCCAUAUUAAUUGUUUCAAUUUCAGUUUGUCAAUUUUAAUCUGUGAGAAUGUCAAUAAUCAAGGAGUCUUACCAAGGAGUUGUUUAGUUGUCAUGGCAUGGAUAAAUGAUUAGAAUCAGAUAGCAUUACUUUGCCUGGAAGAGUCCAAUACAGGCGGGCUUAGAUUAAGCGUUAUUGUACAGAAAUAGCCCACCAAUCUGGUGCCAAUAUCCUACGUUUUACCCUUUUGUAAUUUUCAUUUUUUAACUAGUCUUUGGGCUGAGAUGAUGCCUAAACCCGAGUUAUUAUAUGACAAAUAAUUUCUCUGUUCUAAUAAUAUUGUAACAAUUAGACUUUUGCACUA